UGUGAUGAUGAUCUACAUGUGUUUUCAGACACAGGUGGAAGUUAUCCGUCAUCCUGUCUAUCGUCCUUUUUCAACACAAGUGGAGUGCACAAAAUACAAGUGCCGGGAAUUGAUCCAUUCAAAGUCUACUGUGACAAUUGCAUUGCCGGCUUUGGCUGGCUGGUCAUACAAAGGCGGCUGAAUGGCAGCUUGAAUUUCUUUCGAAAUUGGGCGGAGUACAAGCAGGGAUUUGGUGAUCUCAACGGCGAGUUCUUCAUUGGCCUGGAGAAACUGCGCGCGAUAACGGCGAUGGAACCCUUUGAGCUUUACAUUGCUCUCGAGGACUUUGAUGGUGCGAAGCGUUAUGCGAAAUUUGAUGAAUUUGCCAUUGGCAGCGAACAGGAUGACUAUGCACUCAACAUGCUGGGUGACUAUUCGGGAACAGCGGGAGAUUCAUUGCGAAGUCAUCGCAAGAUGAAGUUCUCUACCUACGAUCGGGAUAAUGAUCGGGAGUUUCAUCGCAACUGUGCAUUUCUCCAUGUCGGCGCCUGGUGGUAUAACAGUUGUGUCGAUAGCAAUCUCAAUGGUCAAUAUAUCAAGGGCGGCAAAUACGAGGAGAAGCUCUUCGCUCGGGGCAUGUGUUGGAGAGCUUGGCGUGGUCACAACUAUGGAUACAGAUUCACUCAAAUGAUGAUCCGACCCAAGUGCCGUAAUUUUCCUACUGUCCCUCAUGGCAAUACGACAGCAUCAAAAGAAUGUGAAUCAUUUUAAUACUCGCCAUUAUUAAUUUUCAUUCAUUGUAGCAUUUGGUCGGCGAGAAUUCGAGAGUACUAUGUAUCUCUAUUAAUAUGCAAAAUGUGUUUUAUUUAUAUUCGAAAAAGUUUGUCUUGCGAUUUAAAAAAAUUAGCUAAAACCUUUUGCGCAUUUCCUGAACAAAUAAAUAUUUCUAUAGU
Molecule: messenger RNA, 932 nt
Organism: Drosophila albomicans
Lineage: Eukaryota; Metazoa; Arthropoda; Insecta; Diptera; Drosophilidae
Product: fibrinogen C domain-containing protein 1
Exons: 2
Source: RefSeq, a predicted model, not a curated record